AUGUCGAAGGCAGACCAUGUUGCCGUGAGCGCUUUUGGUUUGAUGGACUGCGGCCGUGGGGUGCGUGGUGUGCUUUAUGGUAUCUGCUUUACCCUCCUCUUCCUCUGGGCCACUCUUGGCUACUUCCUGGUCUACAUCCAGUAUCUCCCACCGGAUCCAACGGAUGACUACUGUGGGAUUACCGCCUUUCUGUGCCUGUGGCUGUCAGUCUUUGCAUUUGUCGACAACCCCGGCGAGAAACGGACGCGCAUCCAGAGGUGGGAGGAGUUCAUUACCAUGUGGGUGUUGACCAGUGGCCUUGCCCAAGUCUUCUGGGAGUUGCCCUUCGUCCUUUGGAAGGUGCGGUACUUGCAGCCCAUCAAGUCCACAAAGACGCUCGAGGUAGAUGAGCUCUGGGCCUGGCCUUUCUGGAUGUACGGAUCCGGCGACACCCGCUACAUGCGACAGCAUUCCUCCUCGCACGCCACAGAGACGAUGCUAGUCCUCUCCGGUCCUUUCGAGCUCGCGGCCGUUGCCAUGUUCAAGGCGCGUCGACACUACAAAACUGCCCUCCUGAUUUCGGCCCUGACUCAUUGGGGUUUCUUCUGGGCGAACACCUCCGUGAUCUACAUCGCCGAGAUCUACGACAACUACGAGAAUAUCACCGACGGCUGGGCCGGAUAUUGGGUGAAGUGGGCGGGUCUCAACUUACAAUGGUCAGUUUUGAGUCCGAUUUGUACAUUUGCCUCCCUUUGGCUCCUUUGCGGAAAGGU
Molecule: messenger RNA, 752 nt
Organism: Symbiodinium necroappetens
Lineage: Eukaryota; Dinophyceae; Suessiales; Symbiodiniaceae
Source: the annotation of a GenBank genome assembly